CGGCUUCCGGGUCACGACCUUGCGGCUGAACACGACCGCGUGAUGGCGGGUCGCAGGUCACGAGAUGACGACGCAGCGAACGCCCGCGUCGCCGCAUCUCAGCCGGACGUCGGCCACGCAGCGUGUAAACUCGGCCAGCUCUGCGUAUGCAAACACGCACUCUCGCAUCCCUAUCAGAGCGGCUAGCGCACUCAGCGCCGGGUCGUUGUUUGCCUAGCGUACGACCGCUGCCCCUCAGAGCGACAGCGUCGUUCAACGUAUAUGAAUUACAGUUCAGGUAAGUUAUCAGCAGACGACGCGACGACCAGGCAGGGACAAGGUGGUCAUGCUGAAACGGCGGCGAUGACAGAAGGCAUACAUCGUAGUGUCAGCAUGCCUGGCAUAGUUCUCAUUAACCGAGUCCACUGGCCGAACAAGCGAAAGUCAGAAGGGCACGUGAUCGAGCCUCCAGACGACUUAUCCAACCAUGAUUCAACAACAUCAGAAAGAGAACGAACGAAUGGCAGUUCAACCACCGCUGGCACCACUGACGAAGAGCAGGUCUCUCGCUCUUCACCGAAAUUUACAGCAUCGCACACAGCCGACGUGGAAGCAUCAAACUGUCCUCUCUCGGAGCACAGAGGGAAGUCAGUUUCCAUUCCUGAUCGCCUUGAUUGGCAAUCUAGAUACGAGAGCGCGCCUUCAACCAGCAGCCAAGAAAGGUCAAUUUCCGUCCCGUACGAUACUACGUCUUUAUCGAUUAAAUCAGCCGAGUCAAGCAUAUCAUUAGGCAGCAAAUUCAGUUCCUCUGUUUCUCUUCCCUCGAGGGAUCCAACUAACAAGUUAAGCAGUCAUUCCAGGAACACAAAAUUUCACCGUGUUUUCAAAGCCAUUCCUAUAGACGAACGGCUGAUUAACUAUUACUCCUGUGCCUACGAUGCUGAAAUUUUACUGCAAGGAACCAUCUAUGUGUCCAAAAACUGGUUCUGCUUUUACUCCAACAUCAUCGGUUACAAAACCAAGAUUGUCAUACCGGCCGCGUCUGUCGCGUCCAUCACAAAAGAGCGAACUGUGCUUAUACUGCCAAACGCCAUCCGAAUAGACACGGCGAAGAAAAAGUACGUGUUUAGAUCGCUGCUGAAUCGAGACAAGACAUAUGAUCUACUGGUUCGGAUUUGGUACCAUUCUCUUGGCAAGAAUUAUGAUGAGGAGAGCACUGGAUCUGCGUCCACACGAACCAUGUCGCCGGUCGCUGAGCUGCACGGAGAUGACGACGACGACAUCAGCCAUGGUUCGACAGAGGUGUCACAAACCAGCGAGAACGAGAUCCAAGAGUCAAUAUCGUCUUUGGAGUCCUCGCUAAAUGUCAGAGAUACCUCACCACCAUCUACUUUUUUCGUUUUCGCCGUGGCAACACUAUUGCUGGCGCUCGUCGUGUCCGGCCUCGUGUUGUUCAUGCGGCUGCGUGCAAUGGACGGAAGACUGUCCGAACAAUUACCCGCUCAACUGUACAUCGCCAGUGAAAUGGACAGCAAUUCGUUUCUGCGGGAGAUAUUUAAAAUGAAAAAUACGCUGCACGCUAAGACGACGCGGCGCAUAGAGGAUGUGCUAAGCCAUAACCUACAUCUACUAGCACAGAUACAGCAGUCGCUGGCCGGCCUGUCUGUAGUGAUGAAGGAUCCAAGCCCCAGCGACGUAACGUAACAUUGCGCGGGCUCUUGGCGUGGACAGGGGACUAUUAAAUAUAUAGUAGCAUAUAUAUUUAAAUCUAUAUAAAUAUAUUAUAGCAUGUUCGUACAGCUGAUUAUGACAACGGCAACGACCCGCCUACGAAUACACCAUCGAAUCGCUAUAGUCGUUUGCGCCUGACGUCAAGGUAGCGAAACAUUACGACGAGAUGUUAUCGUGAAAUUAUUGAGGUAAAGUGUUUUACAACAAGCGUUUUGUGGGAACGUAAACGAUAAACGGGCGUAGCAUGAAAACGCUACUUUAUUUUAUUUAUUAUGCGUGUAUAAUACGAACUUAAUUUUUUGAAAUUUUAACUGGUAUUUGUUUGUUUACAUUGUUUACGCACUAGUAUCUUCUAGCAUUUACAACUAUAUAUUAGUUUAAACUGUAUACAGAUUAGUGAUUAGGAUACCCGGUGUUUUCGUUAAAUUACCAUGCUCGUGUUGUCGUUUCCUGCGUACAUGAAUCAGGGGUCGAAAUAAGCGAUGGUCCGAUGUUGGACCAUUGAAUAUUUUGGUCCCAUUUUACGGUAAUUUUCUUCGUUUCGAUUAUUGCUAAUCCAGUGUUGACCAUAGCAAAUAUUUGGCAUGAUGUAACAAUGAGAAUAAUUUGAGAUUUAAAAAGAUCAUCUAAAAUUUAAGAGGACCAUCUAAAUUUCAAACUAGAUGGUCUUGUUGACCAUCUCUUUUUUUCUCCUUAUUUCUACCCCUGUGAAUACAUGCUAGGGUUUUACGCUCCGUUGUAAUUUUGUGUUAAGAUCAAAACGAACAUUUACACAUUUCUGUAACGGGAACAUUGUGAUGACUGCGGGAGGUAAUACGCUCUUCGCAAUCGACUAUGUUCAUUUGAGACACAAUUCAUAUAAAACAUUCAUAUAGAAGUUUUCGAUAUUCUGCAAAGUCACAGUACCGCAUGCGGUCUGUGUUUAGUCCCUCGUUUGUGGGUUUGGUACUUGUUGCAUGCGCGCUUGUGUGUGCGUGCGCCCCCGUUUGCAUGCGUGCGUUUAUGUAUGUACGCGCGCGUUCAUGUAUGUAUGCGCGAACGUGUGCUGAUAUUUGCGCGCGUCCGUGCGCUUGCGUGUAUGUAGGAUCUGGCAGAAUGUAGACGUUUUGGUUCCGGGUUGCACUAACCCCCGUGUGCCAUUUUCUGUUAGCGUGAUGAAAUAUACAUUGACCCUAAGUGCCUGAAAGUCGAGAAUAGCUGGACCAUCCAAACUCUCUUUACGUUCGUAAACAGACCUACGUGAUGUACAUCCUUAUGUACGUAUGCCCAGAUAAGACAAUAUAGUCCGUUUAUGCAUCGGUAUGUAACAAGCAUUUCCCCCUGACGCCUAAUGACAGACACAGGUUCAAUGGGACGGUGAAUCUGGUUUCAGGUGUACGCUAUAACCAGGUCCCAAGCAGGAACCUUCCUUGUAUAAUGUGAUAGAGGUAUAAUGAAACCGGUAUAGAGCUGCACGUAUGAAGACUAAGUAAAGCUGUCUUAGACUGUUACAUAUAGGAGGCCAGGAAACUGUACGUGAAAGGUGGCGACCUCACUGAUCCAUCCGACAUUUUAUUUUCACGUACAAAUAAUUUUAUGACAAAAGAAAUUAUCUGUGAUAUUAACGAACGAAUAUGCCAUGUUAUUUGCUAAUCAUGACAAUGACAAUGAAAUUGUGAUGUGGUACUGAUAUUUACCACAAAUAAACACAUGCGGUAGGUAUACCGCCGAACGCGAGCUUAAACUUGUCCCUCUGAUUCUGAAGAACUCGUAAUACCCAUAAUUGAGCAGAUAGCCUUGCAGCAGAACAUGCCAAUGUUUAUUAUGCGACGAGUAAAACGAUAAAUCCGGUGAAUAAGAUGUAUCUAUGUGAUCUAACGGUCUGUGAUUCAGAUAUAAAAUAGACUAAAUAACGUGAUAUGGCUGUUGUAAUGUGUAAUACACGAUAAGUACAGGUGAGAUCUAUCGACGACCAAUAAAUCCGUGUACCAACAACGAACGAAAUAACAACUUACGAAAUAAAAGGUUUAUUUACAGUA
Molecule: messenger RNA, 3728 nt
Organism: Priapulus caudatus
Lineage: Eukaryota; Metazoa; Priapulida; Priapulimorpha; Priapulimorphida; Priapulidae
Product: GRAM domain-containing protein 3-like
Exons: 14
Coding region: 262-1683 (473 amino acids)
Biological process (GO): intracellular sterol transport
Cellular component (GO): endoplasmic reticulum-plasma membrane contact site; plasma membrane; endoplasmic reticulum membrane
Molecular function (GO): sterol transfer activity; sterol binding
Source: RefSeq, a predicted model, not a curated record